Messenger RNA from Vanrija pseudolonga, 1133 nucleotides. RefSeq lists its product as uncharacterized. The transcript has 5 exons. Bases 54 to 1133 code for a protein of 359 amino acids. Gene Ontology annotation, molecular function: lyase activity. Gene Ontology annotation, cellular component: periplasmic space. The record is from RefSeq and is a predicted model, not a curated record. NCBI's taxonomy places the organism in Eukaryota, Fungi, Basidiomycota, Tremellomycetes, Trichosporonales, Trichosporonaceae.
CUCGCUUCGACAUCUCCCCAUCACACCAUCACCCUCCAGCCCAUCUCGACAUCAUGCCGCUGCCUGUCCCAAAGUACCCCGAGCUCAUCCUCACCCCGUACCCCACGCUCCCGGCCACCAAGAGCGCCGAGAAGCUCCUCCGCCAGCUGAGCGACAAGGAGCUCAAGACGGACGACACGUACUCGGUCACCAAGGCGGGUGUCACUGCGCCUGCCGGAAAGAACUACCUCUACACCCUCGCGCCUUAUUGGUGGGAGUGCAACGGAAAAUGGGAGCGACGCGACGGACAGCGCAAUCCUUUCUGCGAUAAGGCCGAUGGUCAGAAGCAGCUCCAGGACAUGUCUCUGGCGCUCCACACCCUCUCGUUUGCCGCGCAGGCCCUUGGGAACAACGACUACGCCGAGCGCGCGAUCAAGCUCGUCCGCGCCUUCUUCCUCGACGAGGAGACGAAGAUGUGCCCCGAGGUGCUGUACAGCCAGUGCUGUCUUGGCGACGACCCCGUGUGCGGAGACAAGACGUUCAUCAUCUCGUCUCGAUACCUCAUCCUCGCGUCGCAAGCCUUCCGCGUGCUCCCCAUGCCUGACGACGUAGCGGGCGGGGUGAAGGCGUGGGUCGGUGCCCAGCUCGCAUGGAUCGACUCGUCACAGCAGGGCGCGGACGCCAAGGCGUCAGGCAACAACAUCACUGACUGGCUCCAUGCAUUGUACGCCUCGCACCUUGCGUACCUUGACAAUGCCAAGGCCCAGGAAUACGCCCAAGGAGUCCUCUCUUCGCUGACGGGAAAGUCCCCCGCGGACACCUUCGCGCCAGAGCUUGAGCGUACCAGGCCGCGGCACUACACCCAGUUCACCCUCGAGCCGCUGUUCAUCCUCGCCCCGAUCGCGGGCAACGGCACGCCGCCUCCCGAGGUCACGGCGUGGCUCAAGGGCCUGCUGGAGUUUGCACGCACCGUCCCUGCUGGUGAGCUUGAGGUGGACCGCGAGGCCGACGAGCGGUUCGUGCCCGGCUUGGCGUGGUUCGACCGCCUUCUCGCCCGCUGGGAGGGCGGCGACGUCCCCGAGCAGGAGCCUGAUGGAUCGGCGUGGGAGGGCGGAUGGAACCAGCGUGCCCGGCUGUCGUGGGCUCUGAUCUAG